UCCUUCUCUUUAAUCCUGCUUUCUUUGCUCCUCCUCAGCCUGCCAGGCGCGAGGCUCGUUCCGGUAGCGGGAGGCAGACUGGAGGGGAACCGAGGGGACGAGCACAAUCCUCACUGAGGCAGGAGUUGGCCACUGACUGGAAGAAGGUGCCAAAGCUGACCCCGGCUCCAGCCUGCUAGCGGGCAAGGGGAGGGACGGAGCCCAGCUUCGCCUCACUUCCACCAAUCACAGGCCGCCCGGCAGGGUCGGAGGCGCUCUGAGCUCCAGGAGAGGCUGAGCUCUCUCGGCAGGAGGCGGGGAUUGCGGAGAAGAAGAACCAAUAGGAACAAAGGCUCCCCUCCCCUUUGAUUUGAUAGACUACAUAUUCGGGCCAAUGGGGGAAUUCUCAUUUCGAAGAAAGCGGGACUUGUUCUCAGAGUUUGAGAAAGAGGCUGCGCGGAGCCGGAGUGGUAGAGGCUGCACCGCGUGGAGUGGCCUGGCUUAACAGCAGGGAGGGCAGAGCGAUGCUCUUUGACCUCCCAGAAGAGUCACGGGGGCUGACCCAGAGCCGGGGCGGAAAGACUGCGUUAGUUUCUUCCGGGUCAUUGACAGAAGCGUCAAUUCCUGGGAGUAGUUCGUUGGUUUUCUUUCCCUUCAUCCUUUUGCCUUUUCCCGGCGAGGGGUGGCUUUGAUUUCGGCGAUGAGCUCCCAGAAAGGCAACGUGGCUCGUUCCAGGCCUCAGAAGCACCAGAAUACGUUUAGCUUCAAAAAUGACAAGUUCGAUAAGAGUGUGCAGACCAAGAAAAUUAAUGCAAAACUUCAUGAUGGAGUAUGUCAGCGCUGUAAAGAAGUUCUUGAGUGGCGUGUAAAAUACAGCAAAUACAAACCAUUAUCAAAACCUAAAAAAUGUGUUAAAUGUUUACAAAAGACAGUGAAGGAUUCUUAUCACAUAAUGUGUAGGCCAUGUGCCUGUGAACUUGAAGUUUGUGCAAAAUGUGGAAAGAAAGAAGACAUUGUUAUUCCAUGGAGUGUCGCUCUGUUGCCCAGGCUGGAGUGCAGUGGCAGGAUCUUGGCUCACCACAACCUCCGCCUCCCUGGUUCAAGUGAUUCUCCUGCCUUAGCCUCUCGAGUAGCUGGGACUACAGGCGCACACCACCAUGCCCAGCUAAUCUUUGUAUUUUUAGUAGAGAUGGGGUUUCACUAUGUUGGCCAGACCGGUCUCAAACUCCUGACCUCAUGAUCUGCCCACCUCAACCUCCCAAAGUGCUGGAAUUACAGGUGUGAGCCACCAUGCCUGGCCUAAUUUGUAUAUUUCUAAUGACUCAUGAUGUUGACUGAGCAUCUUUUCUUUUCUUUUUUUUUUUUUCCCCCUUGUUUUUUGAGAUGGAGUCUUGCUCUAUAGCCCGGGCUGGAGUGCAGUGGUGCCAUUUCAGCUCAAUGCAACCUCUGCCUCCUAGGUUCAAGUGAUUCUCCUGCCUCAGCCUCCCCAGUAGCUGGGAUUACAGGCACACACCACCAUGCCCAGCUAAUUUUUGUAUUUUUAGUAGAAACAGGUUUUCACAAUGUUGGCCAGGAUGGUCUCCAUCUACUGACCUUGUGAUUCGCCCCCCUUGGCCUCCCAAAGUGCUGGGCUUACAGGCAUGAGCCACCACACCCAGCCGACUGAACAUUUUUUCGUGUGUUUAUUAGCCAAUCCUAUAUCUUCAUUGGUGAAAUGUCUAUUCAGAUGUGUUGCCCAUUUAAAAAAUUGGGUUGUUUGCUUACCAUUGAGUUAUGAAUCUUUUAUAUAUAUUCUAGAUACAAGUCCUUUAUCAGAUAUAAUUUGGAAAUAUUUUCUCGCAGUCUGUAAUGUGUUAUACAUCAAUUUUAAGAUAUCCUUCACGUUAAGAAACUAACAGUGUGGAUAAUAAUCCUGGUAUUGACAGAGGUUUGGACUCCUGAUGCCGGAAAGACUAUCUGCUGCCAUGCCUGGGCACGUACUGCAUCAUUUACAAAACUGUGGAGCACCUGUUGUGUGUGCAGUUGUGAUUUCUUAUAGAUUUUUAGAAUUGGAAGGCAUGUAAAGAACACGUAGUCUGGUACGUUGCCUCAGUAGGUAAGUCAGUAUGAACUUCUAAGAAUUUUUGUUUUCUUCUGUAUUGGGUCUAUUGCGGGUAUGUCCAACGUGACAGGGGAGGUAAGGGAAGUGGCAUCCCCUGAGAUUGUGAUUGAAAUGGGUUUCAUCAUCUUUAAGUCAAAGUGAGAUGCCAGUAAUAGGAUAUAUGUAUAUAUGUACUUGUGUCUCUGUAUGUAUGUAAAUAAACAAACAUGCUGGAAGGAGGAGGUGAUUCAAUCAGGGACUUCAUGAAAGAGAAAAAGAAUAACUGGACCUUCCUUUAAUGAUGAAAACUGUUUAUACAGCAAACCAUCAAAGCCAAAAUGUGAAUUUUGGUAUUAGCCUGAUUUUUCCUAAGAAACUGUUGAUGUAAUCACUGUAGUUGCAGAGAUUGUUUUGGUAUAUUCUAGACCCUCUUUGUUUUGUUCUGUUUGGGGUUUCUUCCCCCUCAAGUUGCUCUUAUCCACCACUAGACUGGCUGCCUUUUAUUCCAUAGCAGACAGUCCUUAAGUCUUUGCAUAUGUCCUUAUUCAAAAAUUAAUCUUCAUCGGUUUUUUCCUGCAGAAAACAGUUUUUUAAAUAUCUUACAUAAGAAUGCCCUGCACCUGCAAUCUCUGGCUGAUGCGGUUUCCUUUCUCUCUUCUCUGUCCCCAUUGGUAGAAUAAAUCAGUUCCUUCUUAAAUCCUGAGCUGAAAAUGUCCACACUUCCCAGAAGUGUACUUUAGAAUCACCUGUAACAUGUAUUUAAAAUACAGAUUCCCCAGCUCCACGGGCAAAGCUCUCCUGCCAUGUGACACCCUGAUACAGUUCAGGGAGCCACUAAGCCAGGCCAAAAUGGCUCAGCAGGCAAAGGUCCAAGCUGCCAGGGUAUUAUGUCAUUACGGCAUGCUUAGCAUAGCUAGGAGGACAGGCUCACACCCAGCCCCACAGCUGUUGCACUACAGACUCAGGCACAGGGCUGUCUAACUGGCAGAUGUGGGCCACAACUGUUGGGGACAAGCCAGCCAUAUUUGGGAAAAUCUUAUUGUAAGGGGCAAGUGUGAGUGAGAUUUAGGAGUCAUGGGAAAAUACAGCAACACAGUAAAUCUUGUGUUAUGGGAGAGAUGUGGAAGAAAGAGAUAAACUACUGGCCAGGGUGUCUCCUGACCGGGUGACUUGCCACCACAUGAGCCAGGCAGGUUGCGGCAGUUCUGCCUUUGGGAGGUGGCUGGAGGAGGGGAGGAGAGAGAGGCAUGAUGAAGACAGAUGCACCCUUUCCUGAGCAGGGGUUAACAUUCAGGGUGCCGAAAGGAACUCCACAGCCUGUUUCCCAUCUCUCUUGUCCUCAUCAAGUACUGGUCCUCGUGUAUGUGUUCUGCUUCCACUUUCUCAGGAUGUUUACGUAUUUGCAAAUACGUUUAUGGAAAAGAGUUACCUCACCCACCUCUCCAAACAUCUAUUUGUUUUACAUUUUUAUUGCGGGGGAGUGAUCUCUUUACAUAGCUUCAAAUGGCAUAACAUUCAGCAGUAUCCAAGCUUAGAUAUAUCUGAUGAGAGGAAAGUAAUCGUGAGGCCUUUGUUCUAGUUACAACUUUGUCACUAUCUGACUCCAUGACUCCAGCAAAUUGCUUCAACUGUCUGGCCUGCAGUUUUUUUCUUGCGUUAAAUAACAGACUUAGUCUAGAUCGGUGGUUCUUAUCAUGUGGUUUCCGGACUAGCAGCAUCAACAUUACCUGGGAAACUUGUUAGAAAUGCAAAUUCUUGGGCUCUGCCCUAGACCUACUGAAACAUACUCUGUGGGUGGGGCCCAGCAUUCUGUGUUUGAAACGCGAUUCUGAUUAUUUGACAAAAGUUUGCAAACCACUGGUCUAGAUAAGUAGCUCUUAGCCUUGGCUGCACAUUAAAAUCAUCUGGGCAACUUUUAUAACCUACCAAUUCUGGCCUCUUCCUCCAAAGAUUCUGACUUAAAUGGUUUCAGAUGGGGACCAUUGUUAUGUGGUUAUAGCGGACGUCUAGGUGCUGUCUGAGGUCUUUAAAACUAAAAGUCAGUGUUUCCCAGCCGUAAAUGCAUGCCUCUAGACCUGGCCUUCUCAAGCCACUAGGUGUUGCUAUAAUAGAGAAGAAAAGGCAUUUUCAGAACUGUCUUUGGAUAUCAACGAGGAGGAGGAAAAUGUAUUUCUUAACUUCUGAUAAGAGAUUUUUUAAAUUUUAAUCUGAGUGCAAUUUGCUAAAUAUUCAUUUGCAACUUGUUAAAUUUAUUCAAAGAAAUUAAAUGCCCAUAAAUGACAGAAAGAAUAAAGAAUUGUGAUAUAUAUUUACAAUAAAAUACUCUUUAGCAAUAAAAAGAAAUAAACUAGUGAUGCGCAUUAUAACAUGGCUGAAUCUCACAACAUAA
Pongo pygmaeus (Bornean orangutan) is the source of this 4448-nucleotide messenger RNA. RefSeq names its product chromosome 13 C9orf85 homolog (gene C13H9orf85). Bases 680 to 1219 code for a protein of 179 amino acids. The record is from RefSeq and is a predicted model, not a curated record. Lineage: Eukaryota; Metazoa; Chordata; Mammalia; Primates; Hominidae. The transcript has 4 exons.